AUGGCCUCCAGUCCAGGAGUUCCUCUGAGGUUUAUAAGACACGAGGAAGGUAAUGGUGCCAAGGGGCGUAAUGGUGCCAAGGGAAGUAAUGGUGCCAAGGGACGUAAUGGUGCCAAGGGAAUUAAUGGUGCCAAGGGAAGUAAUGGUGCCAAGGGAAGUAAUGGUGCCAAGGGGCGUAAUGGUGCCAAGGGAAGUAAUGGUGCCAAGGGACGUAAUAGUGCCAAGGGAAGUAAUGGUGCCAAGGGAAGUAAUGGUGCCAAGGGAAGUAAUGGUGCCAAGGGAAAUAAUGGUGCCAAGGGAAGUAAUGGUGCCAAGGGAAGUAAUAGUGCCAAGGGAUGUAAUGGUGCCAAGGGACGUAAUGGUGCCAAGGGAAGUAAUGGUGCCAAGGGACGUAAUGGUGCCAAGGGAAGUAAUGGUGCCAAGGGGCGUAAUGGUGCCAAGGGACGUAAUGGUGCCAAGGAGGAAAGUAUAAGUACUCACAAUAUCUCUUGA
This is a messenger RNA of Homarus americanus (American lobster), 492 nucleotides long. RefSeq names its product collagen alpha-1(XXI) chain-like. The transcript has 2 exons. The record is from RefSeq and is a predicted model, not a curated record. NCBI's taxonomy places the organism in Eukaryota, Metazoa, Arthropoda, Malacostraca, Decapoda, Nephropidae. The coding region runs from base 1 to 492 and encodes 163 amino acids.